Dictyostelium discoideum AX4 is the source of this 279-nucleotide messenger RNA. RefSeq lists its product as hypothetical. The record is from RefSeq and is a predicted model, not a curated record. The coding region runs from base 1 to 279 and encodes 92 amino acids. NCBI's taxonomy places the organism in Eukaryota, Evosea, Eumycetozoa, Dictyosteliales, Dictyosteliaceae. The transcript is spliced from 5 exons.
AUGAAAAAAAAAAAAUUUAUUUUUAAGUUUUUAAAUAUAAAAUUUCUAUCGUUUUGUGUUUUGUGGUUUGAGGUUUUUAGUUUUUUUUUUUUAGUUUUAAAAAGAGGAUAUUAUAUGUUCAAAAUAAAAUUUAAUAUAUGGUUCCACGAUGAUAUAAUAGAAGGAAACAGUGUUUUUUUUUCAAGUUGUAAUAAUCAUAAGCUUUUUCACUUUUUGCUAAUAGCCCAUAGAAAAAAUAUUUUUUCAAUUAUACACAUUAAUCCAAAAAAAAAAAAUUAA